UGCCCGCAAAGCCGCCGCUGCUCCUCUCCGGGCGCGCAGUAGCAUCCACAAACUUUGAUGAGCUGUAACCUUCAGCGGGGCAACAAAACAAGCGGAGCUGCAUCGUAACCGGGCAGGAUAAACACAUCUGGGUGCGUUCGUUAAUUCGGGGGUGACCAAGGUGUCAGCAUGGAAAGCACUCCGGUUGAGAUUUUCAAAGAAGACAAUAAGUGCCUCUCCACGCUGAUGGAGGACUGUCCGGUGAAUUCUUCAGCCUGGGUGUCCGGAUACUCAGAGAACCGCAAUGUGACCCAUGAUGAUAGCUGGGAACCGGAGAGCAUGUCCCCCAUCAUCCCCAUCAUCACUGCAGUCUACUCCGUAGUAUUUGUGGUCGGCUUGUUGGGGAACUGCCUCGUCAUGUAUGUGAUCAUCAGGUACACAAAGAUGAAGACGGCCACCAACAUUUACAUUUUCAAUUUGGCGCUCGCCGACGCCCUCGUCACCACCACGAUGCCCUUCCAGAGCACCGACUACCUGCUGAACACAUGGCCCUUCGGUGAGGUGGUUUGCAAGGUGUUCAUCUCCAUCGACUACUACAACAUGUUCACCAGCAUCUUCACUCUCACCAUGAUGAGUGUGGAUCGCUACGUGGCGGUGUGCCACCCGGUGAAAGCCCUGGACUUCCGCACUCCAAUCAAAGCCAAGAUGAUCAAUGUGUGCAUCUGGAUACUGUCCUCAGCCGCAGGGAUACCUGCUUUUAUUCUGGGUGGAACCCAGACAAACAGUGACAUAACAGAGUGUGCCUUACAGUUCCCGGAGCCGUACGUCUACUGGGACACGCUGAUGAAGAUAUGUGUGUUUGUGUUUGCCUUCGUCGUGCCUGUGCUCAUCAUCACCGUGUGCUACUCCCUGAUGGUCCUGCGGCUGAAGAGCGUCCGAAUGUUGUCUGGCUCGCGGGAAAAGGAUCGCAACCUGCGCCGCAUCACCCGCCUGGUGGUCGUGGUGGUUGCUGUGUUCGUGGUCUGCUGGACGCCCAUUCACAUCUUCAUCCUCGUCAAGGCGCUCGUUAGCGUGCCCGAAACCACCGCCAUCAUGGCCGCCUACUUCUUCUGCGUGGCUCUGGGCUACACCAACAGCAGCCUCAACCCUGUCCUCUAUGCCUUCCUGGAUGAGAACUUCAAACGCUGCUUCAAAGACUUCUGCCUCUCAGCCAAGUUGAAGGGGGAGAAGGUAUCGGGGAGCAAGAAGGCCCCCAGCGCUGUGAGGGAGGCCGCGCUUCCCCUGGAGAAUCCAAACGGGACUAGAAAGCCAACAUGACUAGCAGUGGAACUGUCUUCAAUUUCCCAUAUUGGAAAAGAAGACUCACAUGACCUGGGCCUAACCCACGUCACGUCAGCAAUGUAGACUGUAAUUCUGACUCUAUUACUGAAGUUGACUCCGCUUGUUUUUAUUGUUAGAGGACGCGUCACUUGGGGGGUUUAAACAGUGCCAACAUUGAUAUAUGAUUUCAUUUCAGAGAUCAAGUGAAAGUUACAUGUUAGAAAUUGUAUUCCAUCUACUCCAUUAAUCCACAAAACGUCUCUACGUGACAAUAACUUAAUCCCCUUAACUUCCCUUCUGCUGUGACUUUUCCCACUUUCAUUCAUGUAUUUCCUCAUGUCAGCUGUGAUAAAGAUUGUGUAUUUAUAACUUCAACUUCGACUAGAAGACAGGUUUGUUAAGCACCAAAACAGCCCAAAUGUGAUUAAAAUUUGCCUUUUACUGUAUUGAUUUUAAAGUCAUUCUCUUUCCUAAAGAGAUUAUAUUCCUAAAAAAUAACUGCUUGUCAAUUAUAUGGAUUACAAGUAUUCCUAUGUGUGGAAAAUUAGUGAUAUGUUAGUAUCAUAACGCCAAAGUUUCUCAGGAAAUUGUUGAUUACUCCAUGGGGAAAGAAAUUAAUGAAAACUUUAAUAUUGGCAAGUUUCAUAUUUGUUGCAUCAAUGUUUUUUAGUUUUUAUUCUCAUUUAACUACAUUCUGUUUAUUCCUUUCUCCUUUUUUGUUUAUUCCUGUCAUUUCCUGCUAUAAUUCUUUUGCCAAAUGUGCCUUUUAACAGUCCAGGAUAACACAUGUUUGUAGCAGUGGAAAAUGGUUACAGGAAUGAUUAGCAGAUGGCUC
Thunnus maccoyii (southern bluefin tuna) is the source of this 2134-nucleotide messenger RNA. RefSeq names its product delta-type opioid receptor-like. Gene Ontology annotation, molecular function: dynorphin receptor activity; neuropeptide binding. The transcript is spliced from 4 exons. The coding region runs from base 169 to 1296 and encodes 375 amino acids. Gene Ontology annotation, cellular component: neuron projection; membrane. NCBI's taxonomy places the organism in Eukaryota, Metazoa, Chordata, Actinopteri, Scombriformes, Scombridae. Gene Ontology annotation, biological process: sensory perception of pain; neuropeptide signaling pathway; G protein-coupled opioid receptor signaling pathway. The record is from RefSeq and is a predicted model, not a curated record.